AUGGCACGACUCCCGACCUCGCGAGCUCCCCGUAUCACCCGCACGCUUGCCAUUUCACCGCGAAAGCGGCUUGACCAAUUGCGCCUUGAGACUCGGCAGGCCGAGUUUGCUCUCAAGGUUGCCUCACACGCUAUCGGGCUUCACAUUGCCACCAAGCCGCUACCUGACGACUCCGAGUUCCUGAUUUGCGAUGCCUGGCGACGCAUCUGGAGAUCGUAUACCUGCCCUGCGCGCUCGGGGAUCCCUUGCUUUCCGUCGGAUGAAGUGAUAGCUUCGAUCAAGGUCGACAUCAAGGCGCAUUACAGUGCCCUUUUCGACAUCGCUGAGCUGCUUCUGCCCGUCCACUUUGACUUCAGGGCUUCAUCCUCUCGCAACUCGGUCUCGCAUAACUCUGCUCUCGCAUCUCGGCUCCUAGAGACGCAUCGGUAUGCACACACCAUUAACUCCGACACCGCAGCGCUCAAGAAAUUUCAACACGAUAUACUACCGGAGUUUAUAGAACAAGCGUGGUUCUUCACCGCUCUGCCUGCAGCACUUCGGGACGACGACAGCCUGGUCGCGACGCGUGUGCCCCCCUACUUCAAAGAGGAUGCUUUCAGGCAGAUCCCGCAUGAAGCCAUCGCGCUUGCUUUGACGGUGAUUGAUCUCUCGAUUGCGACCGAGUACCUCGGCGCUGACGGCAAGCCUAUUGAUAUCUUGCUAUCGGACAAGGGCCGAGACCUGUACGAAUCAAAUUGGAAGGAGCUCAAGACAUGGGAAACGGAGAGUGCAUUGGCUCAUGAGCUGCCGAACUUCACGUCGGUGCGAGCAACGUGGUUCUUGACGAUCGCGACGAAAUUCAAUGAGCUAUGA
Messenger RNA from Peniophora sp. CBMAI 1063, 852 nucleotides. The record is from the annotation of a GenBank genome assembly. Lineage: Eukaryota; Fungi; Basidiomycota; Agaricomycetes; Russulales; Peniophoraceae.